Messenger RNA from Chrysoperla carnea, 1502 nucleotides. RefSeq names its product phosphoglycerate kinase (gene Pgk). The record is from RefSeq and is a predicted model, not a curated record. Gene Ontology annotation, biological process: gluconeogenesis; glycolytic process. The coding region runs from base 120 to 1382 and encodes 420 amino acids. NCBI's taxonomy places the organism in Eukaryota, Metazoa, Arthropoda, Insecta, Neuroptera, Chrysopidae. Gene Ontology annotation, cellular component: cytosol. Gene Ontology annotation, molecular function: ADP binding; phosphoglycerate kinase activity; ATP binding. The transcript is spliced from 6 exons.
UUUGACUUUGAUUUGACUUUUAGAAGUCGAAGUUGACCAAUAUAUUCGUGCUUUCCUAUUUUUUAAAGUUAUAUUUUGUUCUAUUCAGUUCCAAAAAAGCACAAGAACCACUUGGCAAAAUGGCCUUAAAUAAAUUAAGUAUAGAAAAAGUUUGCUUUGGCGGAAAAAGAGUUUUUAUUCGAGUGGAUUUCAAUGUGCCUUUAAAGGAUGGUGUCAUCACAAAUACCCAACGUAUUGUUAGUGCUUUACCCACAGUUCGAUUUAUUUUAGAUCAAGGUGCAAAAUCAGUCGUUUUAGCUUCACAUUUGGGACGUCCAGAUGGAAUUAGAAAUUGUAAAUUUUCGAUGAAACCUUGUGUGGAUGUUCUAAAAGAACAAUUGGGCAAAGAAAUUACGUUCCUAGACGAUUGUGUUGGACCAACAGUAGAAGCAGCUUGCGAAAAUCCUCCAAACGGUUCAGUUAUUUUAUUAGAAAAUUUACGAUUCCAUUUAGAAGAAGAAGGUAAAGGAAUAGACGCCGAAGGUAAAAAAGUUAAAGCAGACCCAGACAAUGUGAAAAGAUUUAGAGAAUCGUUGAGAAAAUUAGCCGACAUAUAUGUAAACGAUGCUUUUGGAACCGCACAUAGAGCACAUAGUUCAAUGAUGGGCGAAGGCUAUGAAAUUCGUGCUGCUGGAUUAUUAUUGAAAAAAGAAUUAUUAUAUUUUGCAAAAGCUUUAGAUAAUCCAGCAAGACCAUUCCUUGCAAUUUUGGGAGGUGCAAAAGUUGAAGAUAAAAUACAAUUGAUUGAUAAUUUAUUAGAAAAAGUUGAUGAAAUGAUUAUCGGUGGCGGUAUGGCGUUUACAUUCCUUAAAGUUAUCAAUAAUAUGAAAAUUGGUGGAUCGUUAUUCGAUGAGAAAGGUGCUGCAAUUGUACAAAACUUAAUGGAUAAGGCUAAAAGUAAAAAUGUACAAAUUCACUUGCCUGUUGAUUUUGUUACUGCUGAUAAGUUUGCCGAAAAUGCCGCUACUGGUUCUGCAACCGUUGCUGAAGGAAUUCCAGAUGGGUGGAUGGGACUUGAUGUCGGACCAAAAACACAAACUGCUUUCGUAGACCCUAUAAUGAGAGCUAAAACAAUUGUAUGGAAUGGACCUCCUGGUGUUUUUGAAUUUGAGGCAUUUUCACAUGGAACUGAAACCAUAAUGAACGCAGUUGUAGCUGCCACAGCUGCAGGCGCUGUCAGUAUAAUCGGUGGUGGGGAUACAGCUACAUGCUGUGUUAAAUACAAAACAGAAGAAAAAGUAUCACAUGUAUCGACAGGUGGUGGUGCAAGUUUAGAAUUAUUAGAAGGAAAAGUAUUACCGGGUGUUGCAGCAUUAUCUAAUCCUGACGAUGUGAAACAAUGAGGUAGAGCAAUUGAGAAACUUGGUCGAUUAAUAUCACCAUAAAAGUUUAUCAGUUUAUAUCAUAUGUGUAAUUUAUGAGCCAAAUAUUUAUACAUAAUAUAUUUUCGAAUUGUUAUUUUA